AAUGAAAACCUUUGAUAAUGCAAUUAAACCAACUUAAAAGCCAGUUUGCUUUACAGUCCAAGAAUUACUCUAAAGAUAUAAAUCUACUAGUAAGGAAUCAGCUUCAACUACAGAAUGUCCAGAGUUAUUCUAAACAAUUUAAACAGACACUAAUAGAUCAUUGGAAAUUCCUGAUAGUAAAAUUAUUCAACAAUCCUAUGUCCCUGAUUCAAUUAAGAUGACUCUAAAAUAAUAUGAAAUUGAUGAAUUACCUAUAGUUUAAGACAAUGAUGUUAUUUUGCAAAUCAAUCAUAUGCAUUCCAUCUUCAAAUACUUAUAAAAAGAUGAUUAAUCACAAAAACUAUCUACUAAUACUAAUAGUUAACAUAGCAUCACUUCUAAACAAACAUCAGAAACUUUAAACAAUUAAAUUAAUAAAAGUCAGUCCAAACACAAAUUCAAUUAGCCUACUCAAAACUAACAAUAAAAUUAAAUAAAUCAAAAAAAAGAUGUAUCUCCAAAAAGAAGCACAUCUCCAUAUAGAUAAUUUCUUCAAAGACCAUAAAAUAAUUAAAAUAAUAAUUAACAAAGAAGCAAAUCUCCUUUUAUUAAAAAUACAGUUGUAUAAAAACUUACACCUAGAACUACUUAAAGGACUACUCCCUCAGCUUCUCCUUUCAGAUAGGCUAAAGAAAAUAAUAUAUCAAACAUAAAUUAGAGAACAUAAAGGACUGACAGAUCUUAAAAUAAAUUAAUUUAAGUGAAGGUAAAGGAAACUCAUAAUUAAAAUCAAUCUCAUGUGAUAGUUGAUCUAAGUAGAUGUCCAACUUAAAGAGUUCUUAUCAAAUAAGGUACUUAAUAUUAAAAUAAUUUAAGAUUCAAAUCGACCUAAAAUGAAGGUUGAGUUAAGUCUAAAAAGUUUAAUUUAAAAUGGAGUAUGA
Molecule: messenger RNA, 920 nt
Organism: Paramecium pentaurelia
Lineage: Eukaryota; Ciliophora; Oligohymenophorea; Peniculida; Parameciidae
Source: the annotation of a GenBank genome assembly